This is a messenger RNA of Cantharellus anzutake, 1849 nucleotides long. RefSeq lists its product as uncharacterized. The transcript has 3 exons. Lineage: Eukaryota; Fungi; Basidiomycota; Agaricomycetes; Cantharellales; Hydnaceae. Bases 56 to 1693 code for a protein of 545 amino acids. The record is from RefSeq and is a predicted model, not a curated record.
AAUGAGCCUCAGCCCCACGAGUCACGCAAAGGACUGUGAACAAGAUCAAUACUAAAUGUCAAGCUCCCCUGCGAUGGAGGACGCUGCAACGGUCAGGGAAAGGUUGCGAUCCGCACUUCGUGCUCGCAACGCUCUGAGCGACGCAGUGAAAGGGACGCUGAACCUGGCCAUCGAAACUGCAGAUCAGACUACGCGGGGCAAGUGGGACGCGCAAGUAUAUGCUCUAAGCGCCGAAGUUGCUGCGAUUGAACGCACACUCAAGGCAGUACAGCAUGAGCUAUCUCUGGCUACGUGUGGCCUAAAUAAGGUCGUCAACAUGUCCUCCACACUAUGCCGCCUUCCCGAUGGCCUACUGGCGGAUAUUUUCCGUCAUGGAGCAGAAAGUUGUAUCGAAGCCGAGGACGAAUAUAUUUUCUUAUCAACCAUCACGUCGACGUGUCAUCAUUGGCGCGAAGUAGCCAUCAACGCACCUUUCCUAUGGACCCGAACUACCAUCAAAGCAGGGUCCUAUGACCCUAUGAUGUAUACUUACUUGGAUCGAGCCAAACAGGCACCCUUACGUCUGACGAUCGUCCUGGAGAACGAUUUCAUACAAUGGAGUUCCGAACACAUUAACCAAUGGACUACCGCUCUUGCACCGUACUUCGCCCGGGUGCAUAAACUCAUUGUCCGGACGAACGAGCCAAGCGGAGCCAAAUCCCUGUUUCCGUUAAAAACCCCCAUGCCGUACCUUAGACAGCUUACAUGGAUGAAUGGAAGGAGUGAAGAUGUGGAGGACGACGACGAAGCCGGUGACGAAGGGCCGCCGCGUGUCAAGCUUUUCGAAAUAGACGACUUCGCACCACCCCAUUACCGACUUGAGUUUAACGGGCAGCGUUACGUUGUUGAUUGGGAUGAAGCCGUCUUAGCCAAAAUAACACACCUGGACCUUGACAAUCUCGCAGGACGCCCUUCCGCUGACGUGGUUCGCCUCGUUGCUCGCUGUCCUAACCUGAAGCGGUUGCGUUGGGUGCAAUACUUAGGCGAAGAUGACCUUGUGGAGAGUGGGACUCAGAUGCCCAAGUUCCGUUCAGAUAGUUUGGAGGUCCUGGACAUAGACAUCCCUGACAACAGUGACGAACAACGGAGUAUCCUAUGGCACAUGGAUUUCCCACGUCUUUAUAGUCUAUCCAUCAUCGCUCGCUCACCGAAUUCGCAUUGGGCUGAGCAAGGCUUGGGUGACAGACUGCGUUUCCCACAGCUUCGGUCAGCUUGGAUCUCGUCGCAUGCCUUUUCUCCUACCACCGCUAUGCGCUUCCUCCACGCUCACCCUACUGUCGAACAGUUCGGUUGUGGGGUGGGUUCGUCUAUUGGCGGUGUGCUCUCCUUCCUCAUCGAAUCUUCUUCAAACCUCCAUGGUCCACUCCGCUUACCGAGCCUCAAGUUUGUCUACUUCCUGGAUACAGCAUGUGCGAAUCAGCCCGGAAAGUUCUGUGACAUGAUUCGUUCAUUAAUGAAGGCGAGAGUUGACCUGAAGGACGAGAAGGGUAACGCGACCCCCUUCAGAGUUCAACUGAACGAUGAGACCUGGCGAGACAGCUCAAACAUAGCCGAGGAGAUCUUACACUUAGCGGAGAAGGAGUACCCAGGCCAAAUCAAGCUCUCAGCUGCUGAUGACACAGUUCCUUACAUGUUUAGCUAUGAGCAGGCGUAGAGGUCUGCAUGCUCUCUUAUCGGGGCUGGCUGGUAAACUAGUCUCAGCUAUCCGUUUGCUUUCGGUUGCACUGUAUAUCCAUUUCCGUACUAAUAUUUCUGUACCAUUUAAUAUUCUGUACUUCUCCAUGUCAUCCAUGCCAUUGUUCACUCAAGC